AGGCGGAGCGGAGCCGGCGGGAUCCCCGAGCCUCCUCUUCCCGGAUCCCAGCAAAUCCAGCCGCCGCAGCUCCUCUUGCCGGGCUCCGCAGCCGCAGCCGGCUCGGCCCCUUCCCGGGAAGCCCCCUCCCCAGGCGGGCCCCGCAGCCGCCCGCAGCCGCCCGCAGCCGCAGCCCCCCGCCCCCCGCCGCCGGGGAGCCGGCCAGGAUGUAACCUCGGACGGAGCCCGCCAGCCCCGGCCAGGAUUGGGGGUUUCCAGCACUGCUGGAGGGGAGCUCCUGGCCGGGCUGAGCCAGGGAAGCCGAUGACUGGGACAAUGGAAGGUCCUAGAAGGUGGGCCCCCGGGCCCGGUCCCCGACCUCGGGAGGAGCCCACGGGGCCGGCCCCGGCCCUGACGCCAUGAAGGGUUACCAUGGCAACCUCACCAGCCAGCCCCCCUACCACUGCCUCCCGGAGGACCGCGGCCGGCUCCUGGACUUCGGGCCCGUCGGGCCGGACCCCCGCCCCCUCUACCGCCUUGGCUCCUCGGAGCCCUGCUCCCUGGACCACCUCUAUUACUCCUCCCGGGCCGGGGUGCGCCUAGCCCCCGGGGCCGGGCCGAGCCUCGCCGAGCCGAGCGAGGCCGCGGGGGGCGGCGGCGGCGGCGGCGGCGGCGGCGGGCCGGGCAGCAGCACCUUCCCCAGGACGCACCAAGGCCCGGGCCCCUACGACGCCUGCGACGACUGCAUGGCCCUGGCGGCGGCCCACCAGCCGGGCAAGAUCGCCCGCCUGCCCCCGACCCUGCUGGACCAGUUCGAGAAGCAGCUGCCCCUGCAGCCCGACGGCUUCCACACCCUCCAGUACCAGCGGGCCGGGGGGCCCGGGGCGGCCGGGGGCCCCGGGGCGGCCGGGGGGCCCGGCGCCGCCCCCGAGGCCCGGAGCGAGAGCCCCAGCCGGAUCCGCCACCUGGUCCACUCGGUCCAGAGGCUCUUCGCCAAGUCUCACUCGCUGGAGGCCCCCGGCAAGCGGGAGUACAACGGGACCAAGGCGGAGGGCCGGGGCGGGGCCGGGGCCGGGGCCGGGGGCGGGGGCGGGGGCGCCGACGGCUACCACCACCACCACCACCACCAGCACCACCACCACCAUCACCACCACCACCAGUCCCGCCACGGCAAACGCAGCAAGAGCAAAGACCGCAAGCCGGAGGGCCGGCACCGGCCCAAGAUGAUGGGCUGGUGGAGCUCCGACGACAACCUGGACAGCGACAGCGGCUACCUGCUGGCCGGGCGGCCCGGGGCCGAGUCCGGGGCCCCGCCCUUCUGCCUGGACCCGCCCGACAGUGCCUUCCGAGAUCUGACCUUGAAGAGUCUCAAGGGCGGGGGCGGCGAGGGCCGCUGCCUGGCCUGCGCCGGGAUGUCCCUGUCCCUGGACGGCCAGACCGUCAAACGGAGCUCCUGGCACUCCCUGACCGUCAGCCAGGCCCGGGAGGCCUACCCCGGGGCCGGGCCCGAGCCGGACAAGUCCCUCGGCCUGCCGGACCCCAAGAGCAAGGACGGGGCUUACCACUACCUUCAGGUGCCGCAAGACGAGUGGAGCGGGUACCCGGCCGGGGGCAGGGACGGGGAGAUUCCGUGCCGCAGGAUGCGGAGCGGCAGCUACAUCAAGGCCAUGGGGGAUGAGGACAGCGGGGACUCGGACGGCACCCUCAGGAUGUCCCCCAAGGGGCUCUCCCGUCGUCAUGCCUACCGCCGCUCCUCCAGUGUGGACCAGGCUCGCAUCAACCUCGUACCUCCCAGGAUCCACCCCCGGGCCCCCGGCUACGGGCGUUCGCUCACCACCGGCCAGAUCAGCGAGGAGCUGAGCCAGCAGUUCGAGGCGGUGUGCGAGUCGGUGUUCGGGGAGAUGGAGUCGCAGGCGGUGGACGCCCUGGACCUGCCCGGCUGCUUCCGCAUGCGCAGUCACAGCUACCUCCGCGCCAUCCAGGCCGGCUGCUCGCAGGACGACGACUGCCUCCCCCUCUUCGCCGCGGGGCCCAGCACCACCCUCAAGCCCAGCACCUCCUUCCGGUACCGCAAGGCCCCGCCUCCCCCGGUCCCGGUGGGCCCCCAGCCCACGCCUCGCAUCUCCAUCACUGCCCAGAGCAGCACCGACUCCACGCCCGAGAGCUACCCGCCCCCGGAAGGCCCCGGCCUGGGCCCCGCCUGGCCCCAGGAACCCCCCGCUGGCCGCUGCGGCUCUGCCGACAACCUGGACGACGCCAAGGGCUCGGCCGUGACCCUGGACCUCGGGGCCGUCCAGUCCCGGGCUUCCCCGAAGCCCCCCACCCUCAUCAUCAAGACCAUCCCCGGGCGGGAGGAACUCCGGAGUCUGGCGAGGCAGAGAAAAUGGCGGCCGUCCAUCGGUGUCCAGGUGGAGACGAUCUCAGAUUCGGAUACGGAGAGCAGGAGCCGGAGAGAGUUCCACUCUAUCGGGGUGCAGGUGGAAGAUGAUAAGAGGCGGGCGCGGUUUAAGCGCUCCAACAGCGUGACGGCGGGGGUGCAGGCGGACCUGGAGCUGGAGGGGCCGGCGGGGCUGCCCGGGCUGUCCGUGGCCACGGCCGACAAGGCGCUGCAGUUCGGCCGCCCUUUCCAGCGGCACGCCUCCGAGCCCCAGCCCGCCCGCCCCCACUCCGUCUACAAGACCGUCCACACGCAGGGCCAGUGGGCCUACCGGGAGGGCUACCAGCUGGCCUACGAGCAGCCCGGCGGGGCGGCCCCGCUGGCCCCGCUGGCCCCGCCGCCUCGCCGGGACUCCUGGAUGGAGCGCGGCUCCCGGAGCCUCCCGGACUCGGGCCGGGCCUCCCCCUGCCCCCGCGACGGUGAGUGGUUCGUCAAGCUGCUGCAGGCCGAGGUGGACAAGAUGGAGAGCUGGUGCCAGCAGAUGGAGCGGGAGGCCGAGGACUACGACCUGCCCGAGGAGAUCCUGGAGAAGAUCCGCAGCGCCGUGGGUAGCGCGCAACUCCUCAUGUCUCAGAAGAUGCAGCAGUUCUUCCGCCUGUGCCAGCAGAACAUGGACCCCAGCUCGUUCCCCACGCCCACGUUCCAGGAUCUGGCCGGCUUCUGGGACCUGCUGCAGCUGUCCGUCCAGGACGUCAGCCUCAAGUUCGUGGAGCUGCAGCAGCUUAAGGCCAACAGCUGGAAGCUCCUGGAGCCCAAGGAGGAGGAGGGGAAGGCGCCUCCGCCGAUACCAAAGAAGGCUCCCCCGCGGGGGCGCGUGGCCCCGGUGAAGGAGCGCUCCCUGGACUCGGUGGACCGGCAGCGGCAGGAGGCCCGCAAGAGGCUCCUGGCGGCCAAGCGGGCCGCCUCCUUCCGCCAGAGCUCGGCCACCGAGAGCGCCGACAGCAUCGAGAUCUACAUCCCCGAGGCCCAGACCAGACUGUGACCCCCGCCCCCGAGGCCCAGGCCCCCGCUGCACGAGGUCACGCCUCCCUCCAGGCGCCGGGCCCCGCCCCCCGAAAGGCGCGAAGCCACACCCCGAGACCCAGGC
Molecule: messenger RNA, 3503 nt
Organism: Ornithorhynchus anatinus (platypus)
Lineage: Eukaryota; Metazoa; Chordata; Mammalia; Monotremata; Ornithorhynchidae
Gene: DLGAP3
Product: DLG associated protein 3
Exons: 12
Coding region: 399-3398 (999 amino acids)
Biological process (GO): signaling
Cellular component (GO): glutamatergic synapse; postsynaptic specialization
Molecular function (GO): molecular adaptor activity
Source: RefSeq, a predicted model, not a curated record